CACACAGCUGCCUGGUAGGUGACUGGAGCUGUUUACCAGUGCUUGCCUGAUUUUGCUGAUGUGACCCCAACCCCGCCUCCCUCCCCACCCCGCGAUAUCAACGUCCACAAAGUCUCGAGAUAGCCAAUUGGCAGAGCCAAAAAAAAAGUUAAAAGAAUAUCAGAUGAGGAAGAGAUCUGGUGUUGACGAAGGAGCGAAAAGAAAAUUGAACAAAAAGGCCAGUAGCCCUGAGUCAGCCGCCUAUGGUGGUUGCCAGUCACCUGGGGAUUCAGAAAUGGGUAUGCACACAGAGGGCCCUGUGUCAUGUACUGCUGCGAAAGAUAUGGAGUUCUCCUCCAACUCCUCAUCUCUGCAUGCACCUCGGAGGCACUACCAAGAAACAGCAGUAACCCUGGACUUUAGCUCCAGAACAAUCUGUCAACUGAAUGACACCAUUCAGUUAUUGAAACAACAGAAGGAAGGCCUGGAACAACAGCUGAGAGAAGAAAAGAAAAUGCAAAGGGAGCAGUUAGAGGGUCACAUCCAGACAAUCAACAUCCUCACGUCUGAGAAUGGGCGGUUGAAAACUGCCCUAUACCACAUGGGCCGUGCCGCCAGGCACUUUGAAGAAGAGUCGAGUAAAUUGGCCGGCUGCCUGCAGAAGGCCUUGCAGCAGAGAGAGGAGUUGGAGCGAACUCUCUCUGCUGUCUCCUCCCAGCAGGACAAGGCGGACAGGUCCUCACCCCACUGUGAAGCAGUCCUCGAACGGCAGUUACAGCACUCCAGAAAGGAGCUGGCACUGCUAAAAGCACACAUGACACAGAUGACGGCAUCACUUCACCAGGUGCAGCUCGAGAGAGAUGAGUGUUGUCAACAUCUUAAAGGAGAGAGGUUCCGGUGGCAGCAGGGGAUGCGGAAAAUAUCACAGGAGGUUCUCACACUGAAGCUUGAGAAGAGGCAGGAUGCACAUCACAUGCAGGAGCUGGAAAGGAGCCUUGCCCACCUCAGGAACCAGCUGGCUGAAGCCCCAGGUACAGAGCCCCCAGUAGGGCCCUUGGUGGCAGAACAACAGCUAAAAUUUGAGACCAACCUUCUGAGGAAAAAUCUGGAGAGUUUGACAGAGCAGCUGCAAGCUCAGGUGAAAAACAAUGAGAACUUGAAUCGCCUGAGCUCUGAGCAGAAAAAAAGGCUGCGGCAGCAGGAGGAGUCUUUGCAAGAGCAGAAAGAGAGGAUGCGGCUGCAGGAGGAGGAGCUGAACAAUGAGAAAAAGAACACACUGCAGUUGGUACAGCAAAUAAAGGAGCUGCAGGAGAAGCUGCACAACCAGAAGAUGACGGAGCACCUGGAAGCUGCCACCCAGGAGAACCAGCAGCCACAGGACCAGCUGGGCCUCACGACUCUUCCUGGGGAAGGAGAUGGAGGAGGACAUCUGGACAGUGAGGAGGAGGAGGAGCCUCGGCCCAGCAUUGCAGAGGCCCUGGAGAGCCGAGAGGCCAUGGUUGCAUUUUUCAACUCGGCUGGGGCCAGUGCCCAGGAGGAGCAGGAACAACUGUGUAUGCAGCCUCAGGAACGAAGGGUGUGCUACCAGCACCUGGCUCACCCGGUGGCCUCGGUGCAGGAGCCAGCGGCGGUGGCCCCAGCCCCAGCCCAGGCCUCAGGGACUGAGAGUCAGUCUGUGUGUGUGGAGACCAAUCAGGAGGCACUGCAGGGAGCCAUAGAGAAGCUGCAGAGCGGCUUUAUGACCCUCCGAAAGGAGGAGGUGGACCUGAAGGAGCGGGUAGAGAAACUAGAGCUUCUAUUCAUCAGGCUCUCUGAAGAGACAGACACGAUGAGAAAGGACAUCAAAUCAUAUGAGCAGCAGAAGGCAGUCCCAAAACCCUGGCACCAGGAGGAGGUGGAAAAGCGGGAGAUAAAGCUGGAGCAGCAGGAGCCGGUGUUUCCAAUUCUGGGUGACAACGAGGGCCAUGCCACAUUCCUGGCCACGGCCAAGAAUCACGUUGAUGAGCCCGCUCCGGGGACCCCAGCCCCCCAGGAGCUUGAGACUGUCAACAAGCAGGGCGAUCUUUGUGAGGUGAGUCUGGCAGACAGCAUGGAGCCUGCAAGAGAUGCCAGGGAGGGUUCUCCCCAGGGCAACCCCACUGUAGGAAACAUCGAGCAGCCGGUUUGUGAAAGGAAGACUUUCCAGGAGCACCCAGGCUUGGGCAGCAACCCCUACGUGCCAUUCUUUUACCAGGCUGCCAAGAACAGGGAGAUCAGCAUCACCAUCUUCUAAGAGCUGGGCAAGAAUUUUUUUUUUUUUUUUUUAACUAGGCAAAGAAAGUUAUUAACCUUGGUUUCAAACUUGAUUCCCAGUUUUCUUCGGCUUAAUUAGCUGCAAACAAUGAAUUGUGUAUAAGCAAAAAACUGAAAAGAGCUGCAGUGUCCAAGGGGCUUGGACUUAAAAAUAUUAGAGAUCUAGAUUUUAUCAGAUCCAUAAACAAAAAAUUCUUAAAAAGCAGUCAUAAUAUAAAAUAGCAGCUCCCAGUAACUUCUUCAAGAAAUGUAAAAACCAAAACAAAGUUAUGGGGUUAAUCUACACAAUUCAUUAACUUUAUUUGGCCGUUAGAGCCACUCAUGCUUAUUUGUGUUUCUCAUUUAUAAACUUAUUUGUAAAAAGUUAAGGUAGAGUGGGUCUCUGUGUGGCUUUCUCUGAUAUUCACUCUGGCAUCCUUUAGCGUUUUUCUGGCUUGGUAAGUGGAGGUCAAUAGCAGACAUAUCGAGUUCGGCCUUACGUGGUGGGAGUUCAAACACACAAAGACCCACUCUUUGCACCAAACUCUUUUUGCUGGUUUGGAAUAGGAUGCCAUGCUUUUUCAAUGUUACUGCGGCAUGUAUACUUACUACGGAAUUCAGAUACAAUUUAUGUUCUGCUGUCAUAGUUGAUCGCAUCCUAAUCACAGUGAGCUCUUAGUCAGCUCAAUAUGUGGUUUGCCCUCAAGUGUGCAGUUUGUUACUUUGUAAGAUGCCACUAUGAGUGCUGACAUUUAGAGUUGCUGAAAGGCCGAGAACUGGAAACAGCCUUUCCCCUGUUUUCAGUGUCUUUGGGAUGGGAGUAAUAACAUUUUGCGGAGCUUUUUAAAUCUCACAGAAGAAAGUGGCUGCUCUGGCAGGUAUGUGUAGAAUAACAGAGUAAGCGUUAUUGGUUCCCAAGCCAAGAAUGAGCACUGUACUAUGGUAGUUCCCUUAGGAUUUUUCUGUGCUCUGGGCUCAUGAAGAUAUUGCAUCAGGAGCUGCAGCAGCUGUACUCAUUUUCAAUGACCUAAAAAGGGAUGAUUUCUGAGGAAUCAAAGGCUCCUAUCGUUGACUGUAGAUGUGAAAAACCUUUCCUAGAGUAUUUAUAUCUAUAAUACAUUUUAAAGUCAGAGUUCAUGUUACCCGUUUUAACCACAUAACCACAUGUCCCAGUACACAAAAGGGCUCUGGUUUGCAUUCUUAAUGUACUUAAUAAAGAUCAUAAAUCCUUUAAGAGAUGGGGAUGGUCUAGUAAGUAGUGAUCUUCCGUACCUUCCCCAGGGAGAGUUACUAGACCAUCUAGUAACUUUAAGAGUUUAAAUGUCCCUGAAACAGGCAUGCAAGUUUUUGUCAAGAAUGAAUUAGAGUAAAGGAAAGCUGAGUGACAUCUGGCAUUCCUCUGUGUUCAUGAAGCUUCUUUGAGGCUAGAAGAUUGAUUUGACCAUCCAGACUUCUCUGGCUAAUACCUAUUCUUCAAGUAACCACAUUGGUUACUCUGACACAGGAAUUGACUUCUUUUUCGUGAAUAAAAAACACUUCAAAAAGAAUCACAGACAUUAUUAUAAACUAAUAUACGUGAGAUUACUUGGUUGAAACAAAAAGGAGUUUCAGAAGACAGUAUACUAUAUUUGAACGUCAAGGAGAAGUUUAUGGACUUAAAAUGUUUGCAAUCUACUGUUUGUGAACGUCAGACUCUUAUCAGGAAAAGUGUCUAUGCAACCACAGAGUUCUGUCUCCUCACCAAAUUCUUUACAAAGAGUGAAGUAUGUUUUUAUAUCUCUUGGUUUCAGUUAGAGGCACAUUUUGUGCAAUAUUUAUGGUAAUGUGCCUAUACCUCAUGAAUUAUUUCAGUCAUACAUGGCCUAACUCAUAACUUUAUGAUGCUUGAGAAAUAAUCAACAGUGAAAACUUCAUGAAAUUCUAAUGUCUUUGUUCCAGAAUAAGUCCCACAAUUAGAAUGGAGGGAGAUAUGUAUGUGUGCUCCCUGGGUGGGGAUUUCUAGUUACUAGGCCAUCUCCAUUUUUAGCAUUUGGCCUCCUCAUGAUACUUUUAUAAAUAUGACAUUAAUAACAGAGCAAUAAUAUGAUUGUACAGAUGGAAUAACAGAUUUCCCUGCAUUCACUGAAAGAGUGCAAAUAUUGGGUCCUGGUGACGUCAACUGACUCUUCCAAAUUGUAUGAAUUUAACCAUGUAUCAGAGAAACACAAUUUCAGAAUUAUCAAGAAAAAAUGUUAGACCAAAUAAUGUGGCUAAUGAACAGCGGUACAGCUUCUAGCCUGAGGUUUAAAAUGGACUUAAAAGUACUGUCUUUAAACUGAACUUGAAGAAUGCAAAAGCGUCAAGUUCAGGAAAAAAAGGGCAAGAACAGAACUUUACGUCCAUUUUGAAAUCUCGGGCCAGAAAUCAUACCACUCUUAAUUAGCCAUAUUAUUUGGUGGGGGCCAGGGACCUGCCUUCAGUCACAGACUAGCAGCUCUGAUGGCACCUGGGAGGGAGGGAAGGAAGCCGUGUGUCCUGCCUGGCCUGUGAGGUGUGUUGUGGGAUGACUGUGUGUAUAGCACUCUCCAGCUUUUACCCGAGAUCACCACUGGAUUAUUACCAGCAGAUAGAGGAGAUGGGACCCUGACUAUCACCUGUUCUGCAGUGGAUCUGGCUCUCGGCACUCCUAGGCUGGGAGCUGGAUGCCCUGCACUGGCAGCAUGACUCAAUGCACAACAGGCAUCCAGAGGCCCAGCAUGACGUUCCUAGGCCUCUGGCCCCCUUAGAGUCCAGCCCCCUCCAAGCUCCCAGCCCCAACACCAUAAACCAUGAGCUCUCUGCCCACUGUGAUGGCCAAGGAGAGCACCCACAUCUGCCAGCUUGAGCAUGUAGCCUGUUCCAAGAGCCCCAGGCUCAGCCACGGAGGCCUUGGGCAGUGGCACUGAGUCCCGAGGCUCACAAAGAAGGGAGGUGAGAGAGACAGUGGCAUGAGGACAGAAAAAGGAAGAAGCCUGCAGCUCCAGAAGGCAGGGGCGGGGAGCCUGGCUCUUAGGUCUCAGGUUUGCCCCCUGUGUGGAGCUGGUGCAGUGGGGCAGGCACACCAUUCAUACAGCAGGCGGUGAAGCUUGUGCCUACCAUGGCUGACGCUCCUCAGAGGUCACUGAUAGUGACGACAGCAUGAAAAGACAGCAUGAAACCAACAUGGCAGCUCCCACGCAUGGGUGGGGCAGGCCUGGAGGGUACACAUGCAAACAUCCAGGUGUGCACACAUGCACUGUGAGGCCCCAUGGCCCGCAUGCACACACUAACACACAUGCCCACAAACACCACAAACAACACACCUCCUUCCCCUCCACCUCCCAAUGCCCAGCACCCUCACUGGCCAGCACAUGCAACACAGGUCUGGGGCGUGCAGCUACUCGGCAUGCUGAAGCACACGCGUGGGCAGAGUUACAAUACAGAAGCACACCUGCACACAGAGGCAUUUGCACCAGCUGACUGCCCAUGUGUGCCUGGCAUGCUCAAAGGACCACCCAUGCUGCUCAUGGAGAC
Molecule: messenger RNA, 5781 nt
Organism: Callithrix jacchus (white-tufted-ear marmoset)
Lineage: Eukaryota; Metazoa; Chordata; Mammalia; Primates; Cebidae
Product: golgin subfamily A member 2
Biological process (GO): Golgi organization
Cellular component (GO): Golgi cis cisterna; Golgi apparatus; Golgi cisterna membrane
Molecular function (GO): protein binding
Source: RefSeq, a predicted model, not a curated record